Westerdykella ornata is the source of this 546-nucleotide messenger RNA. RefSeq lists its product as uncharacterized. NCBI's taxonomy places the organism in Eukaryota, Fungi, Ascomycota, Dothideomycetes, Pleosporales, Sporormiaceae. Bases 1 to 546 code for a protein of 181 amino acids. The record is from RefSeq and is a predicted model, not a curated record. The transcript is spliced from 4 exons.
AUGCGCAUCAUCGCCGCCCGGCAAGGGUCGGGCCUACCCACCCCCACGGCGCGUCCCCUCUGCUCUGGAGCACGCGUACUACCGAGUAUACCCUGGGUCAAGUCCAGGCGGAUGACCAAAGAAUGUCAUGGCGGCACUGAUGCCCAACCGACGCCCUGGGCCUUCCCCCUGGACUCCGGAUGGACAUCUACCGAUGAGCAACAGUACUCUGCAAACAACAAACCUGUGCAACACCAACUGCUGCUGCCGGAUCCUAUUAUUACUCCUUCAAAAGUACCCCACGAACCCGCCAAGGGCUUCCUCCUGGCUAUGCUACCGUCCCUCCUUCUCGAAGCCAUGGAGCUGCUCACCAACAGUACUCCGGAGCUGAUGACGACUGAGCGGCUCCCGUUGAGGCGUCGCGAAGCCUAUUGCGGCGCCAACCCUGUGUGCUUGUGCUGCUUGCCUCGACCUUUCUUUCGGCUUGGUCACAAGUCGCUGGCUUUCUCAGGGCCGUCUGCCAAUCGCAAGCACCAUCACGCUGUCAAAGAUGCAUUCCCUGGGUAA